This is a messenger RNA of Debaryomyces fabryi, 1710 nucleotides long. It is a transcript of the gene GAD1, whose product is annotated as glutamate decarboxylase. NCBI's taxonomy places the organism in Eukaryota, Fungi, Ascomycota, Pichiomycetes, Serinales, Debaryomycetaceae. The record is from RefSeq and is a predicted model, not a curated record. Gene Ontology annotation, cellular component: cytosol. The transcript has a single exon. Bases 1 to 1710 code for a protein of 569 amino acids. Gene Ontology annotation, biological process: L-glutamate catabolic process. Gene Ontology annotation, molecular function: glutamate decarboxylase activity; pyridoxal phosphate binding.
AUGACAUUAUCGAAACACAUUGACGCAGAAAGUUUGGAAUCCAAAUUAUUACAACAGACGAAGAAAACUGUAUUGGAUAACCACGAGGAGUACAUAUUUAAAUAUAGUGCAAAUGCUAAAGUACCAAAAUACGAAAUUCCUGAAAAGAGUUCUAGUAGUGAGUUAGUGUAUAAAUACAUAACUGAGGAAUUGUCGUUAGACGGGAUCCCAACAUUGAAUUUAGCUUCAUUUGUGAACACGAAUAUUGAUGACGUCCCAUUGAGAUUAGCCUCUGAGAAUAUCACCAAAAACUUAGCCGAUAAUGAUGAAUAUCCAUCAUUGAUCGAUAUUCAAGCUAGAUGUAUUACUAUUUUGAGUAAUUUGUGGAAUGCUCCUAGCACCAUUGACAAGAAAACGGGAAAGAAGGUUGUCAAUUCCAUUGGAAGUGCUACUACUGGAUCAUCUGAAGCUAUUAUGAUGGCUGGAUUGGCAAUGAAGAAAUCGUGGCAAGCAAGGCAAAAGGCAAAUGGUAAGUCUACUGCGGAGCCAAAUAUUCUUAUGGCUUCAUGUGCACAAGUUGCGUUAGAAAAGUUUGCUCGCUAUUUUGAUGUCGAAAACAGAAUAAUCCAUAUCAAUGAAAAGUCGGGUCACUUAAUAGAUACUACAAAAAUCAAGGAAAACAUUGAUGAGAAUACAAUUGGUAUUUUUGUUAUUUUAGGUUCAACAUUCACAGGUGCAUUUGAGCCUGUUGAAGAAAUUUCUAAGCUUUUAGAUGAGGUUGAAAAAGAAAAAGGACUUGAUGUCAAGAUUCACGUCGAUGGUGCAAGUGGUGGUUUUGUCGCUCCAUUUGUUUACCCACAUUUGAAGUGGGAUUUUUCUAUCGAUAGAGUCAUAUCUAUUAACACCUCAGGACAUAAGUUUGGUUUAACUUCUGCUGGUUUAGGAUGGAUUAUUUGGAAAGAUUCUAAGUAUUUGCCUGAUGAUGUCAGAUUUAAAUUAGAUUACUUAGGGGGAGUUGAAGAGACUUUUACAUUCAACUUUUCAAGACCGGGAUUCCCUGUUUUAUUCCAAUACUAUAAUUUCUUGACUUUAGGAAGAGAAGGUUACACCAAAAUAUUCAACUCGUGUCUUCAAAAUGCAAGAUUAUUAUCCAAUUUCUUGGAAGAAUCGGGUUACUUUGAAUGUCUUUCAGUUAUUCAUAAAAAGAUUGAUAAGGAAAAACAAGCCAAAAUCUACACAAGGGAACAUAUUGCAGGCCAUCAUCAUUCAGAAAAAGCAGUAGUAAACGAAGAGUAUGAACCAGGCUUGCCUGUAGUUGCUUUUAGAUUCUCGAAGAAUAUUCGUGAGAAGUAUCCAGAUAUUCCCCAAUCAAUUUUCUCUUUAUUAUUGAGAAAUAAAGGAUAUAUUAUUCCAAAUUAUAAGUUAAGUCCAGAUGAACAAGACAUUGAGAUCUUGAGAGUCGUCGUUCGUAAUACUUUGGGAUUAAACUUACUAGAUAAGUUGAUGACCGAAAUUAUUUCGACCAUCGAAUUGUUGAUUAAAGCUACUGAUACAAUUACUGAUGUCUCUACUAAAGAGAAAUCUUCUGAAAGAAACGAGAUGAUUUACAGCAUGUUGUUGUCAAUUGCUUCUAAUGGAGGUGAAGAUAUCAAACAAGUUAAACAAAAAUUCUUGAAAGAUAACAAUGAGCAACACCGUAAGCAUACUAAGUCUUACCGUGGUACAUGCUAA